Rotaria sp. Silwood2 is the source of this 861-nucleotide messenger RNA. Lineage: Eukaryota; Metazoa; Rotifera; Eurotatoria; Philodinida; Philodinidae. The record is from the annotation of a GenBank genome assembly.
AUGGGUUCUACAUCUUUGGAUACGUUCGAUUCUAAUAAAAAUGACUAUGCAUCGAAUUUUAUGAUUGGUGGCAGUGCUGGCUAUCUUGGCUUUAAAAUUGGUGGUUUAUAUUCUAAUGAAUAUCAGAGAAUUAAGGAAGAGCAAAAGGAAACGAAAUCGAUUACACUACAUAAUCAAAUUGAUUAUCUCAUGGUCGAUACCAUCCUUUUGCCAACUUGUUCAUUGAUGUCUCAUGUUAAGAAAGAGCUCAUUAAAAUAGCUGAAUAUGUCUUGACUGAUCAACCAUUGAUGGCUACAUAUGCUGCUGAGUUAUUUGUUAAAAAGUAUGGUACACAUUACACCAGUAGACUCUAUUUGGGUGGCUCAAUUAGUGAAGAAGAUUUUAUAUCAGAAUCUGAUUAUUCUCCAAGUGAAAUGAAUAAAAAACUUUACAAGGCAGCAGUCGAAGCAUCAUUUCUUGGUUCAUUUAGUCUAUCGGCAAGUUUUAGUUCCGGUUCAUCGCUCAGUCAAAAUGACAUCAGCCGAUUUAAACAACAAAUACAACGGAAAAUCAUAAAUUCGAAAGUUAAAACUAAACCAGCAAUUAUUCGACGUGCUAUUGAAAAUAUAACCUCUAUUAUUCAACCAGAGAAAAUUCCUGAAUUAACUCUUGUAGGUUUGGUAGAAGUUAAGAAAAAAAUGAAUGAUGCAAUCGAAACUUAUAUUGAAAUGAAUACCCAUCGAGGAUGCAUGAAUCGUCUUUCACCAUCAUUCAACUGGGUGGCUAAUGUUGAUGAUAGUUCGUGUGCACCAGCCACAGUAAAAUUCCAAUUUGGUGGUUUCAUCCAAACUUGUACGGAAGAUAGUCGCUUACAACAGUAA